Messenger RNA from Tigriopus californicus, 1679 nucleotides. It is a transcript of the gene Ucp4A, whose product is annotated as mitochondrial uncoupling protein 4-like. The record is from RefSeq and is a predicted model, not a curated record. Bases 229 to 1245 code for a protein of 338 amino acids. The transcript is spliced from 8 exons. Lineage: Eukaryota; Metazoa; Arthropoda; Copepoda; Harpacticoida; Harpacticidae. Gene Ontology annotation, biological process: response to cold.
UAGUCUCGCCCAUGUAUUCAUUCCACGGAGCGAGCACAUAUCUCUAUUCAUGCAGCAUCCGUGACCAAGCACUCAGAGCCUGUGAACUAGCUAGUAGCAUGGUGUACAUUGUCGUGGUCUUAAACCAGUCCUGACAACUUAUCGACCACAUUUGCCAGGUUGAGUUGAGCUCAAGAUGAAUUGAUUGAUCCAGGACAACAUCCAAUCAUCACCCACCAAUCCCAGGCUAUGGAUUCGGAAGCAGAACCCGUGAAGGGGCAGGGCUCGGAGAAGAAGCCGGCCAAAAAACUGUAUGCCGAGGAGGACAUCUCGAAAUUGCGGGUCAUGAAGUCUGAGAAUGACACGAUUGCCAAAAAGUACGCCAUGUCGGUGGCUGCGGCAGCCGUGGCCGAAGUGGUUACGUACCCGUUGGAUCUGACCAAAACUCGACUUCAACUUCAAGGUGAAGUGGCCUCCGGAGAAGGGAAUGGCUCCAAUUAUCGGGGCAUGAUCCGGACGGCCUUGGGGAUUGCCAAAGAAGAGGGCAUGUUAAUGCUUUGGCGGGGCAUGCUUCCGGCUCUUUACCGACACGCCAUUUACACGGGUACCCGGAUGUCUGCAUAUGAAGAGAUUCGAAACAAUUUGCAGAAAGAGAACAAGGAUGGGUUUCCCAUGUGGAAAAAGAUCAUCGCUGGCAUGGGUGCGGGUGGGUUCGGACAAUUCGUGGCCUCACCCACGGACCUCAUCAAGACUCAAAUCCAAAUGGAGGGCAAACGGAGACUCAUGGGCAAAGCUCCGCGGGUGGAUGGCAUGGUAGAUGCUUUCAAGAAGAUCGUUGCUCAAGGAGGCGUGGUAGGGCUUUGGCGGGGGUGUUGGCCAAAUGUUCAGCGAGCCGCACUGGUCAAUUUAGGUGAUCUUUCCACCUAUGAUUACGUGAAAACCAAGAUUCUGGCAUUUACUACGCUCAAAGAUGACUCGUUGACGCAUUGCCUCUCUUCCGCUUGUGCAGGCUUAGUUGGCGCUAUAAUGGGCACCCCAGCAGAUGUAGUCAAGGCGCGUAUUAUGAAUCAACCAACCGAUAAAUUUGGAAAAGGUCUGAUUUAUAAGAAUUCCAUGGACUGCUUUCUCCAGACCCUCAAGAAUGAAGGCUUUUGGGGACUGUACAAAGGAUUCAUUCCCUGCUGGUUGCGCAUGGCCCCUUGGUCUCUCACGUUUUGGGUCUCUUUCGAACAGAUCCGCAAGAUUUGUGGCGCCAAAUCCUGGUGAGGAUACCAACCAACAAUUCAAACAGAAACAAAACAGAAACACGUGGAAUCGGGACCCGAUUUGGAUGGGAUCUAUCUGUCCGUGUCUGCCGACAAGCAUUUCAACAUAUUCAUUCUGUCCCGCUCAUCUCACUUUCCCUCCGUCGACGCGAACCAGAACCAGAACCCCUUUGGAAGGGGCAUGCUGAGGACUAGUACUGACUGUGUCUCUUUGGAAUGGAAUGAUGAAUGAAUGAUUCUUUGGAUGAGCCGGCGGCGGUUCGGGGCACCAAAAUCGAAACAAGUUCAGGGCCUCCUUCUUCUUCUCCUCUUCCUCCUCCGAUCAACCGAUUCAUGGCUGUGCCUUUUUGCAAAUGAAUUCAUACCGAUUUAGUCUUGAGGCCAGAGAGCCUGGGUAAAAAUAAUCAAUGACGACUAACUUCUUUGACCACCGAA